AUUGACCCAACCAACAUCCAAAGACAAGUCAAUAAGCCCCAUUUUGUCUUCCCCUCCCCCCAGCUAACCUGUCAAGCAAGCACAUUUUGCAGAGAGUAGCUCACAUAGAAGAACAUACACAUCUACACACGCACACGCACCAUGGAGAGAGAUCUUGGCAUCAAAGAGGAAUUGAUCGAGAAAGCCUUGUCUGUAUCUAUCCAUGCUCAUCAGAGCCCAGAUCAGUGUCUCGUCGAAAGGGAGACUCCCGAUUGCCCGUCGCAGGUCGUCGUGGCCUUCCGCGGAUCAUGGUCUCCGAAUGACUGGUUCGCCGGAGACGGCAAAGCCAAGCCUUUCGGAGAGACCAAGGUCGACACUAAAAUGUUCCCAUCUCUCAAGGGCAUCGGCAAUAAAGUGGUCGCCACGGUCAACGCGGCAUUCAUGGCAAGAUUCCUACGUAUUCUGGACCAUGAAAGUGGAAAGUUCCGCGAGGAGGUGACAAAGGCGGUGGACAAGAAUAAGCAAAUAAUAUUUGCAGGCCAUUCAUCGGGCGGUCCAAUUGCAAUAUGCGCGACCGUUUGGUUCCUUGAGGAGUACGUAAGAUCAAAUAAGAAGCAGACUCCUCCCCGUCCUCUCUGUUUGACAUUCGGAUCCCCACUGACCACCGACCGCACCUUUUGCCAUGCCGUCCAGCGUGAGGGUUGGUCCGAUUGCUUUGUCCACUUUGUUACGAAACUCGACAUCGUUCCCAGGAUUUUACUGUCUCCUCGCUCUUCCGCAACAGAGUUGCUACAAGAAAUUCCCCCAUUCUCCAACCAACAGCACAAUGCCGAUGAAGCAAAAUUGGCUUCCUUAUUUGUGAAUGUGAUGAAGAAUGCAUCAGGUGUUGCAAGCCAUGCAGCAUGCGUACUAACAGGAAGCAAACAUACUUUAUUCGACACCAUGUCUAGAUUCAUCAAGUUAAGCCCUUACAGACCGUGCGGGAAGUAUGUCUUCUGCACUGAGACUGGCAGGUUGGUGGUCGUGAAGAACCCGGAUGCGGUUCUUCAACUAUUGUUUUACUCUUUACAGAUCGCGUCCGAAAUAGAGCUUAAGAAUAGAGCAAAGGAAAGCUUAAAGGCACAUUGGACAUAUGAAGAGGCGUUAGCUAAAAGCUUGGCCGCACACAACGUAGUUUGUUUGAAGAACCUCCGAGAAUUACCUCUCAGCUCAGAUGACAGUGUAGAUAGUAAUGUCAAGACGGUUGGUGCUGCAUUGAAUGACCUUAACCUGAGCGCAACGGCUAGACUGUGCCUUCGUGCCGCUGGAGAGUUGGAGAAGCAGAAAGAGGACAACAAGAAAACGAUCGAACGUAAGAAGGACGCCAUAAACAAAGCCCUCAAAGCAUUAGAAGAGUAUCGGACCACGAGCGAGAAUGACGGCGUGGGAUAUUAUGAUGCUUUCAAGACGCAAAAGAAGGAAGAAGACUUCAAGGCUAACGUAAAGAGACUUGAACUGGCAGCUAUUUGGGACGAGAUUAUCGAAAUGCUAAAACAGGAGCAGCUCCCCGAUGAAUUUGAGGCAGAUAAAGAAUGGGUGGAGCUCGGCACGUGCUUGCGCCGACUUGUGGAGCCAAUAGACAUAGCCAACUACUAUCGACACAUGAGGAAUGAAGACGCAGGUCCUUACAUGACGAAAGGAAGGCCGAGUAGGUACCACUAUCCGCAAAGAUGGCGAGAACAUGCUAAGCAGUUGGAUGCAGAUUCAAGUGGUGAAUCCUGCUUUUGGGCCGACGUGGAGGAGCUCAACAUCGCAGUUACCAACAAGAAACCAUGGACCGAAAUAAAGGACAGGGUUUCGGAUUUGGAGAAGAAACUGAAAAAAUGGUACGAUGACGAGGAGGUGAAGAAAGACGUGUUCUUAGUGAAGGGCACACUCGUCAAGUGGUGGCGCUCUCUCCCGGACAACCAUCGGGAAAAUUCCUGCAUCAAAGGACUCAUGCCAAGCUGAAAAUUCCUUACUGCUGCAAAUUUGCUUGAGAAGCCAGACCCAGUGACUGGCUGGCAUCAUUCUAAGAGUUGUCAUUCCCCUUUUCAGUUGAUUUUCUCUGUAAAAUUAAUGUCGUCAAUGGAAUAAACUG
Messenger RNA from Syzygium oleosum, 2098 nucleotides. RefSeq names its product protein EDS1L-like. NCBI's taxonomy places the organism in Eukaryota, Viridiplantae, Streptophyta, Magnoliopsida, Myrtales, Myrtaceae. Bases 142 to 1968 code for a protein of 608 amino acids. Gene Ontology annotation, biological process: defense response; lipid metabolic process. The transcript has 3 exons. The record is from RefSeq and is a predicted model, not a curated record.